This is a messenger RNA of Folsomia candida, 2637 nucleotides long. Its product is annotated as zinc finger protein 26. Bases 171 to 2399 code for a protein of 742 amino acids. The record is from RefSeq and is a predicted model, not a curated record. NCBI's taxonomy places the organism in Eukaryota, Metazoa, Arthropoda, Collembola, Entomobryomorpha, Isotomidae. The transcript is spliced from 7 exons.
CGUAAAAAAAACUUGGAAGAAAAAAAAAGAAUUAUUAUUUUAAUUGUAGCCAUCAGGUAAUUUGCCCAACUGCUACCUCAUUAAAUUAUGUUGUGAGAACAAGUUACUUACAAGUAUUUAGGAGAAGGAGAUUAUUCGUAAAAAUCGGGCCUUUUUUUGUCAUUCUCAUCAUGUCGAGGGAGGUGUGCUUCUUCUGCUUGAAGGUCAUCGACCCCACUGCCACCCCUUCGUCGUCUUCGGCAAGAAGUCACGAUAAGAAAGCGGAGACCAGAAAAAUAAAAAUUUUAACCCUGUCGGAAUUAUUGUUGUCAUCGUUACUUUCUGGAAAGAGGAUUACACCACCAUUUGACCAAGAGGAUGACCCCACCUGUUGUGACCUUUGUCCCGUUUGCGCCCCCAUGAUAAAUGAGAUGGAACAAGUUCGCGCUCUAAUAUCUCUCCUCGAGAAACAGAUUGGGAUGAAAAUUGCUCAAAUUCAGGAAAUGUUGGCAUCAAAUUCGCCAUCGUUAGGGGAUCACGACGACGACGACGACAAGGUUCAUAAAUUGAGGACAAUUCUCCUCCAGAAAAUGAUGAUGGGUGGUGAUGGUGACGACGACAGGGAGAAACAAAGUGACGAUGUGGUGGUGGAAGAAGUGGACGAAGAACUGGUCAAAGUUGAACCGGGUUACGAGGUCGAAGUGAUCGUUGGAGGAGGUGACGAAAUCUGUGACAAGUAUUAUAACUCCUGCUCGCCCUCGCCCACUAAAGAAAAUAAUGAAGAGAAAGAGAAGAUACAUUCUUUAAAAGAUGAUGGUAACCAUGGCGACAAAGAUGAGGUGGUUUCACAUUCACCAGAGAACAGGAAACUUCUGUCAUCUCGAGAAAUGAUGUCGUUGAGGGGAAGAAAACGACCCAUAGAAAAUAAUGACGAUUCUCUUCCACGACUCGAAAUCCACACCAAAGCCAAACGUACCAGAACGCUGACCGUGUCCUUAGAGCGGAUCACUACCUCCCCUCCAAAAUCCAGCCGGAUAUCCACCCCCUCUGCGACAACGGGGAAAGAGGAGGUCGGGUCACCACGUAGCUCCUCCCUCCUCCAAGAUGCCCCAGCCCCUCUUUCUUCAGACCCUUCGCCUCGUCAAGGUCAACAAUUGGAGGAACAUGGCAAAAUAGUCCCACACCCCCACAAAUGUCCUUCUUGUUCCUUAAUAUUCUCCACCGCUUUCAAGUUAUCCUCUCACACGGCACGCCAACACCUCAUCCCCUGUUUGACGCCAGAGUGUUCGGAAACGUUUCCGACCUACAAGGCGAGAAACGCCCACGGGAGAGAGAUCCAUCCUGAUGAUCGCGCCUACAUAAACACCGACCCUUCCAGGAUGUCUGAAAGGGUGAUCAAUUUCUACAAAACGACGGCCCAGAGAGAUGUCAACCUAACGUGGAAAGCGUUCAAGGAGGAAGGAGUCCAUAGAAAUUCUGUCUACAGAUAUCUGAAAAAGUUGAGGCAGGAGGAAGCCGCAGAAAAUCCGAAGGUGAAGUGCCCCAGGGAGCCCCAAUGCCUCAAGAAGUGCAUCCCCUGUGGUAAAACCUUCCCUAGACGGGACCUCUAUCUCGGUCACGUUGCUCGCGAACACACCCACGUGCGCGAACACGUGUGUCAUAUUUGUGGCAAGGACUUCUACACCGUGCGCUGUCUUAAGUCCCACCUUAAGCGUCACGACAACCCGAGACGGCACAGGUGUAAAAUGUGUGAGGCAACGUUUGGGCAUCAAACUGCGUUGGAAAGGCACCGCAUCAAGGAACACGGCGCAGAUCCAGUGAUUUGCGACGAGUGUGGAGGAAGUUUCAUGUCCCGUGCCGCGUUACGAGAACACAGGAUGAAGAAGCAUAUGGGAAUUAAGAGAUGCUACAAAUGUGCCGCUACCUUUCCCUGUAGGGAAGAAUUGCAUCUUCACCUGAAAUCCCACACCGACGACCCGCGCCCCCACUCGUGCCCCCACUGCGAGGACAACUUCAUAACAAGGGCCCACAUGAGGGAGCACGUCAAUCGAGUCCACACCCCCAACUAUGUCGCCCCCACUCCGUGGAAAUGUUCCCAGUGUGAAAAAUCCUACCAGUUCCCGGGCCUUUUGAAGAAACACGUGCUCCAAAGCCACACCCAAGAAAGGCCACACACGUGCUCCCAAUGUGGAAAAGCAUUCGUUACCAUGGCAACGUUAAGGCUGCACAUAAAGGGAAAGCAUGGGUGGAGAGGGUGGAGACACGGAGAAAAAAUAAGGGUAGGGUCACAAGGUCGAGAAAGGUCAAGUUACCCGAAUCUUCUGAGGAGGAGGAGGAAGAAGACGAUUCCUCUACUGAGGAGUGUUAAAUAUUCUAAGAAAAUAUUUGCUCAAAUUUAUCUAAAAUAUUUAACUAGCUAGAUUUUGUAGGCAUGAGUAAAUGUAAAAGAACUUAGAUGUUUCAUUAUCAGGAAAAUGUAAGUUUUCUAGAAAAAUUAACGUCAAAGUUGUUAGUUGGAAAAUUGCAAAAAUUUCUAGCCUGAACUAAACAUGUAGAUACAUAAACUUUGUCUGUCCCUAAAUACAAUUUCUAUUAUUACGAAAUCGCAUAACCCGACUUGGAUGCAGACAAUAAAAUAUUACACCGUUUAAAAAAAAA